Molecule: messenger RNA, 2882 nt
Organism: Portunus trituberculatus (swimming crab)
Lineage: Eukaryota; Metazoa; Arthropoda; Malacostraca; Decapoda; Portunidae
Product: gamma-aminobutyric acid receptor subunit beta-like
Biological process (GO): signal transduction; regulation of membrane potential; nervous system process
Cellular component (GO): neuron projection; membrane; synapse
Molecular function (GO): neurotransmitter receptor activity; extracellular ligand-gated monoatomic ion channel activity; transmembrane signaling receptor activity
Source: RefSeq, a predicted model, not a curated record
AUGACGCCCUUCAGCGACCUGUGCGUGCCCACGGCUGUGUGGAAGCUGUGGCUGGGCACGCAUAUGACGACGCCUGGACAUUGGGAGGGACUCCGCGAUGCUGAGCCGAUCACUUAUCAGAACUUCCGCCCUUCUUCCAGCACCAACAGUUCUGUGUUUGGCUGUGCAGAGCUGCGCCUCGACGGUUACUGGGAGCCAGACUACUGCAAGUCCAAGCGCUGCAGCUUUUUGCGCACCAGCUACCUCCACUUCUGCGGCCUGUGUUUUUACAAGGAGCUGGAGGCCAGGUUUAGGGUGGUGGGGUCGCCAGAGCGGCGGCCUGUGUUCUGGAGUCACCAGGGGUGGGCAACGACUACCCGCUGGGGCGGCGCCAGGGCGCUGCUCAAGCAGGUCCCGCCUCCGCCGCCGCAGGGAUCCCCGCAAGGCGACAUCCUGCAGCUGCAGCCUUCCAUGACCCUACGAGUGGCCGAAGUGAACGACCUCAGCAUGUCCAUCACGCUUGAGUUCAAGUUAACCCUCACGUGGAGCGACCCUCGCGUUUACUUCCGCCACCUGGGCGUAACCGGCAAGAAGGGCACGAUGCUCACCAAAGAGGACGGCGGACGACUGUGGCGGCCGCUGCUACGCGUAGCCAACCUGGAUGGCAACAGUCUGAAGGAGCUGGGGCGCCGCUUCCAGGCAAAGGCCAUCGCUCCCCCAACCCAGCCGAACUUCAACGACGUGGACACAGGGCCGAUACGUGCACCUACAAUUGACGCAGCGAUUUCUGGCGCGGGUGGCGUGCUACUUGAGCUGUACUCGUACCCGUUCGACCAGCAGCGGUGCGCCGUGGAGGUGCAGCUGGCGCCGGAGUCUGGUGGCGGGGCGGCGGUGCGGUUCUCACCCAUGGCUGAAGUGAAGUACACGGGGCCCGAGACGCUGGCCAUGUACACGGUGAAGCACGUGCAGCGCACCAACGUCACAGAGAACAGCCUGAGGGUGGAGUUUGAGCUGCACCGGCGGCAGGGCGUCAUCAUGCUGUCCACCUUCCUGCCGUCAGGGCUGCUGCUGCUGGUGAGCUGGGCCACGCUGUUCGUGAAGAUCAGUGAACUCAACGUGCGCGCCAUCAUGUCCCUCACCACACUGCUGGUGCUGUACACACUCUUCUCCAACAUGUCCAACUCGCUGCCCGCCACCGCCUCCAUCAAGCUCAUCGACGUGUGGUUCUUCUUCAUUAUCUUCCUGCUCUUCACCAACAUCGUGGUGCACAUCUGCGUGCGUCCCACCACCACGCCCACCACCACCGCGACGGAGGUGAAGGUGUUUGUGCCCACGCAGCCACAACCUCCACCAAACAUGCCCGAGGCGCCCAGACUCCUGCGCUGGUACCGACUGGUCAUCCUACCGGUGCUAGUGGUGCUCUUCAACCUCAUGUUCUGGCUGGUGGUGCUCACUCAGUGACACACACACACACACACACACACACACACACACACACACACACACACACACACACACACACACACACACACACACACACAGUUAGUUAGUUUUAUUGACUAAAAAUACUCGUAGAAUAAAGUGAAAGGUACAAAAUUCCCAAUGGUCCAAAUAAAGAUUCAUACAUUUCCAAACAUAGAUAAAAGCAAUGUCACCUAAGUAUUCUUUAAGAUUAGGCGAUGCACGGUAACCAACAUUAGCAAACAGUUACUAGAAUUAUCAUAUAACUGACAUAGAUACAUAACUCAACAUAACGGCUUAUAUAAUUUGACCAAUAUUAAUGCAAUAGCUAGUAUGCACAUUAUUCUAAGUAUUGUUUUCUUUUUAGGUCCUAUAACUAUUCAAAACUUCAUACACGUACUUACACAAAACAUUUAAGUCUUCUGUUUCAUUAAAUAACUCAUCUAAAUUUUGUUUGCUUAUCAUAAUUAUAUUUUUGCCUGAUCUGUCUCGUUAGUACGCACUCCAGCGUUGCUCAGUCUGUGUCGCCUGCCCGUUACAUGGACACAUGCGCAAGUCCCGCGGGAUGUGACUCCAACGGCCACUGUCGAUCUUUAAGUCAUGAGAUAUCAGUCGAAUUCUAGUAAACGCCAUACGUGUAAAAUCAGGGAUAUAUAUGCCAUCUGAGUAAAUAUUAUGGACACCUAGACUGGAAUUCACACACACUCACUAGGGUUGCCAACUGUCCCUUAAUAUCCGGAACCGAUCCGUAUUGAAGCGUGAAAUGCUACGUUCCGUAUUGAACCAAUACGGAACACCAUUUGUUCCGUAUUUGCCUGUAUGAAUAGUCAAGCAAAUGAAAUAAAUUAAUAAGUCAUCGUGACCAAAUAUUGAAACAAAUACAUAACCAGUUCACAAAAAUAUAUGAGUUUGUUAGGGGUUUGUCGUGCCGCCCGUGCGUUACGUAAACAGUACACGUAAUAUCUCGCUCCGCCUCCACGUCCACGGUCCAUCACGUGACCAAUGGCUGUCUGUCAGUCUAGAAAUGAGAGGGGCGGAGAACUCUGCAGCUGUGCUGUGCCAUGCCUAUGUCUCAUCCCUGUUAGGUACCUGGUACUGAACAUGGCUACGUCUGCAGGAUCUGUACACUUGGAAAAUGUAUAAGUAAUGGCUAUAUUUAAGAUCCAUUCAUAUUCCAGGUAGCUACUGUCUUCUCCAAAUGAGUUUUUUUUUUUUUCUUUAAUUAAGGGAAAUAUAUUUUUCAGUGUCUCAUUCUUUAGAAUUUAUACAGACACAUGUAGUUUCAAAAAUAUAUUACUGAUAACUUGACUGAUGAACGUAUUUUGCAAUAUAUCCUCAUAUUUAGUCAAGAUAUCCUUGAAUUCCUCCUAAUACAGGGUACUUAUGGAAGAGCUGAUCUUCAAGCCUUGUCAAUAUGAUUGACUUUCUACCCGCCAUCACUG